Messenger RNA from Haliotis rubra (blacklip abalone), 2008 nucleotides. RefSeq names its product transmembrane protein 115-like. Gene Ontology annotation, cellular component: Golgi apparatus; membrane. NCBI's taxonomy places the organism in Eukaryota, Metazoa, Mollusca, Gastropoda, Lepetellida, Haliotidae. The record is from RefSeq and is a predicted model, not a curated record. The coding region runs from base 15 to 1130 and encodes 371 amino acids. Gene Ontology annotation, biological process: retrograde vesicle-mediated transport, Golgi to endoplasmic reticulum. The transcript is spliced from 3 exons.
CGUCACGAUGCAAGAUGGCGACGUCCAUGGCACAGAACAAACUUCCCUUCCUGAAAGAGCAAAUGUCAGCUGCUUUUGGAAAAAGCAGCGUUGUCGUGAAAUUCGUAGCAGUGUCCGUGACACUUGGCUACCUUCUCUCAUUUCUGACAUAUGUAGUGUCGUUCAUAACCAUAAAUCCAGGCUUUGCAAUGCCCCCGAAUUUUAGUUUUUACUCGUUUUUCACCUACUGUUUCAUCGAGUUUCAUUUCUGGGAUGUUCUCAUCGAUAUCGCGGUCGUCAUUCUUUGUGGCAAGCUGUUGGAGCCUUUGUGGGGUGCUUUGGACAUGCUCAUCUUUUUCCUGAUUGUCAAUGUUGCUGUUGGAAUCCUCACAGCUAUGUGUUAUUUGCUUGUCUACCUAGUUACCGAGGACGAGCGUAUCUUGUUCACAGUGAAUAUUCAUGGACUGGCUGGCUAUAUUGCUGGAUUUUCUGUGGCAGUAAAACAGGUGAUGCCAGAUCACAUUUUAGUUACAUCUCCUUUUGGCAAACUGAGAAACACUCACAUUCCACUUCUGCUAUUUAUCAUCUCUAUCAUUCUGCAACUGGUUCAUGUGCUUGAUGGACCAUAUCCCAUCUUGUUCGGAUGGGGGAUAGUUGUGUCUUGGGUGUACCUGAGAUUCUACCAAAAACACAGCAAUGGGAACCGAGGUGACAUGGCUGAUAACUUUACGUUUGCAAGCUUCUUUCCGCGACAAGUUCAACCACUGAUAGCUAUAUUAUCAAAUACCGUCUUCAUGGGAUUGGUGAAGAUCAAGCUGUGUAAGAAACCACAGAGGCGAUAUGAUGUGAGCUCACCGUCAACUAUCACCAUUAGCCUCCCUGGGACUGACCCACAGGACGCUGAGAGAAGGAGGCAAUUGGCUCUGAAGGCUCUCAACGAUAGGUUGAGUAAGAGUGACAGUCCUGCCAACUGGCCAACCAUGGAGGAUGACAGCGCCAGCACCGAGCAGUCUCAGAACUCCUCCCCAGAGAAGAGCGUCAAGCCAGCUCCAGUCGCAGUUCCAGUGCCUGAAAAAACAGCAACACCUGAGCAACUCCCUGUUCCCAACUUUGCUGAGAAUGCUCGCGAGGCCUCCCAGGAGAAGACAUAGGGAGCUAGUUGUGUUGUUGUGUGAGACUGUGAUUUGUAUGGGUGUGAUGAAGUUUUGUGUAUGGACUCUCUGCCUAUUAGAUAACACUGGGAAGAAUAGCUUAGUAACACUGAACAGAUUGUCAUGAAGAAUUUAAUUUCUGGGGUAAAACAUUAGCAUGGCUGUGUGUAAUAUUUUGCUUGUGUAAUUUGUCUUAUUACAGAUGCCCUCUAGCUGAUCAGAUCACAGCUUAGAGAAGAUGGUCUUAUGUAAAUUGCGUGAGAUAUCAGAUCUGGUGCUUUCUCGUCUUCACUUGAGGCCAGAGCAGGUGUCUUGUUGAAUAUCAAAUCUGAAACCAUAUCAGGUGCCCUCGAGCUGUCAAGCUGACCGGUCAGAGAUCCGAGGAUUUCCCCUCUGCUAUCUCGGUCUGAGAUCAGAGCUGGUCACCAACAGGACAUUACUGCAUUGUUCUUCAUGGGUGCUUCACUGGAAAUAUAAUGCUCAAUUGAACAGUUAUUGUAUCUAUAAUCAGAUGAGUUACAGGUAGUCAUCAAGUCACACCAAGAGACUAGAGGACCUUAUGUACCACAUGGCCUAAAUAUGUCAUGUGAGAAUUCUCUUAAACAUUUCACUACAAAUGAACAGUUGAGUAAUUAUUAUGAACGUCUACACCCAUGUUAUUUGUUAAAUGGCUUCUUGAUUGCUUGUUUAUCUUGUGUAAUGAGACAAACUAUGUCCUAAAAUAUUGCCAGUAUGUAUAUCCUUAUUUGAUAGAAAGCCUCUCAGAGCCAUGUCUGUUUAACAAACAACCCAUGAAGAUCCGGGUUAGAAUUGGUCUUCAGCAACCCAUGCUUGUCAUAAGAGGCGACUAUCGGGACCGGGUGGUCAGGCUCGGUGAC